This is a messenger RNA of Geodia barretti, 4147 nucleotides long. NCBI's taxonomy places the organism in Eukaryota, Metazoa, Porifera, Demospongiae, Tetractinellida, Geodiidae. The record is from the annotation of a GenBank genome assembly.
CUCUAGCGAGCUCGUGUGCCCUGUGCCGGAUUGGUGGUGGUCGUCAUGCCAGUCCUUGCAGACGAACUCGCUCGCCUGCAAGCCCACCGCUGGCAGAUCUCAGACCUCUCCUUUAGUCCCGACGGCACUCGCCUCGCUAGCGCCGGCUGGGACAAAGAGGUGAACAUAUGGGAGCUAAGCAACUUGGAGCGGGUGCUCAACUUGUCCGACGUCCACCGAGUUCCCGUCACCAGCGUCUCCUGGCUCCGUCCCAACGGUCUCCUAAUCUGCACGGGAUCUGCAGACCGCACGGCCGCACUCUGGAACGCGGAGACGGGCGCACACGUUGCUUCUCUUACCGACCAUGCCGGCUGGGUCCUCGACACCGAUUUCUCCGCCACGGGAGCGUUUCUGGCCACCGCCUGCUGGGACCACACCGUACGAAUCUGGGACCCCGGUUCCGAGAAGGUGGUGAACAGUCUGACGGGGCACGGCGGCGGGGUUUGGUCCGUGGAAUUCCACCCCAACUCCUCGCAGCUGUGCACGGCGAGCGAAGACAAGUCGGCGAGGAUCUGGGACACCCGCAUGAACAGACCCGCGGGGAGUCUCUACGGGCAGCACACGGACGCAGUCUACUGUGCUGCCUGGUCUCCAGACGGCAGCGUGAUUGCCACCGGCUCUGCUGACAACAAGAUUUGCAUCUGGGAGCCGCGCCAACAGGCAGUCAUCAACACAAUCUACGCCCACCAAGACACGGUCAAGAGCCUGGCCUUCAACCCACACACUGACAACGUCGCAGUCCCUGUACUGGCAUCAGCAGGUGGUGACAAGCUCUGUCUCUCUGACCAUCGUCCCUCUCACAGGGCAGACAUUCUGAGCGUCUCCCUCCACAAGGAGGGGAAGGAGAUAGAGGCAGUGGCAGUGUCACCAGACGGUUCCCUGCUAGUAUCGGGAGGGAGGGACGGUCUCGUGGUGCUCAUGACGCUCAUGGUGCCCUCCAUCGUACCGAGAUCAGAGAGCCACUACACGAGCCUCACGUCGUCCGUCUUGCGCAAGAGCAGAGUCCUCCGAGAUCGCUCCUACAUCUACGACGCCACGGUAGACGAAGACAUUCCACCAGAAUUGGAAGAGGAGGAAGAGGAGGAAGACGAUGAGCUAAUGGCGAGCUGGCAGGAGGAGAUCGACCACUUCCCCGCCGAGUCUAAAAAGACGGAGAAGGUCACAAGCUACAAUAGGAUGAAACGAAGGAGCAGAUUCGACGAGAAAGCAACCGAGCUACCAGACUAUGCCACCGUCAGGAAAAAGAAAGUGAUGAGUGCCAGAACUGCACGGGAGAGACGUGCAAAGGGGAAAUCCUUCGACAUUCCGACAAUGAUUGCACAUUUGUCAGCAGCAGCUCGUGUGUAUGGCCCAGAAGAACCGGACAGCAGCAGCGAAUCAGAGGAAGAGCAGGAGAACAAGCCGCCACAGCCAAAUCGGCCUUCACCGGACCCCAAAGUGGACAUCCUCUCGCACAUCAAGGCCUGGUCGAACCCACAGAACAUCUCCUCCCUACCCCCACCCAGGAGGAAGAUUAGCAUAGAAGUCACGGGGAGGGCAAAGACACAUCGCGAAUUCUUCGAGGCUGGGGACUCCCUCACAAAACACACGAUAGAGGAGGAAGAGAGCCAAGAGGAGGAGUUGUCUUCACCUCACAGCCAGUAUGAAGUGGGGAACAGCUACAGACUUGAGGACCUGAUGACGGUCAACUCUGACGAAUGGACUACUUCACCUCUUACUGACCCACACUUCACUCCCACACUCCCCACCCAACCAGAGCUGGGAGAGGAGGAGGAGGAGGCGUACAGUGAUGACGAUACUGUGAGCAUGAUCUAAAAACCACUCGCUGUGAUGUGACAUUGUGUAAAAUCUCCGGUUAUUUCCGCGCACGCCACACAACAACGCAAAAUCAGGUGAUAAGAAAGGGAAAGCGGUGAGAAAACGGGGAAUAUACGGGGUUUUAGUGGUCCGAGCUGUAGGGAAUCUUUCCUGGAAAGAAGCAUUCUCGACUUCGUUUGUACCAUCGACUAAGUCCAGAUACGUUGCUGGUGCCGUUGGAGGUGGAGGGAGAAUGCCAGGCGGGAGAGACGAGGUACGGGAACCGACCGACUCGGUGCAGAGCGACCCAGGUGUCCGGAAGUUCACGUGGCAGGAGCUGAGCAAACUGAACGAGAGACAUAACGCGCACGUCGCCGUCAGGGGAAAGGUGUAUGACGUAAGUAGUUUCAUAGAGAAGCAUCCUGGAGGGGUAGACCAGCUGUUGCUGGGAGCUGGAAGAGAUGUCACCAUUCUCUUCGAGUCCUACCACAACUUCAACGUCAGCAAGGUGUUGGAGAAGUACUAUGUCGGUGUGCUGGUCAGUAAUGAGAUGCCCGUCUUCCCUAAGCCAGGUUUGUUCCACAAGACUGUAAGAGAGAGAGUGGACACGUUUUUCAAAGAGAACAACAUUGACCCGAAGAUCAGCUACUGGAUGUUCUUCCGGUACUUUGUGUUCUUUGCCACUGCCAACCUUUUCUGGUUGGGAAUGAUGGUGUUCAGUGACAGCACAAUCCUGGGCGUCGUAAUGGGUGCUGGCUGGGGGUUCUUCUCAGCUCUGGUUGCCAUGACUUGUACCCACGACGCCAGGUGAACUUUCACUAAAAUGUUUUGUAUGCACAGCGAAAAAUUCACCGAAUACGUAAUCUCUCUUUCUUGUAUUCAGCCACUUUGCCAUCACCCACAAGCCGUGGGUGUGGCUUGCAGUCGGUAGCGUUCACGACUUCUUCCAGGGUGCAUCCAUGAUCGCCUGGCUCAAUCAGCACACUCUGGGUCAUCAUCCGUACACCAACAUUGACAGAGCUGAUCCCGACAUUGAAACUGCCUCAUCUGACACUCCAGAUGUCCGUCGCAUCAAGUGGACACAGGCGUGGGUGCCGCUCUACUUUUACCAGCACAUCUACAUGCCCAUGCUCUACUGUGUGUUAGGGAUCAAGACACGACUGCAGGAUUUCUACAUCAUCUACACUCUUCAAAACUCCACUAUAAGGGUGAACAGGCUGUCGAAAAAACAGCUCCUCAUAUUCGUCGCUGGGAAGACCACUCACUGCAUCUAUCGUUUUCUCAUCCCCAGCCUCUUCAUGCCCUGGACCAGUCUGCUGCUGUGUAAUCUGAUAGGGGAGAUAGUAGGCAGCUACUGGUUGGCGCUCAUAUUCCAGACCUCUCACGUCAUUAGCGAGGUUGAGUGGCCGAAACCUGACCCAAAAGACAAUAUGGUCCACCAGGACUGGGCGGAGAUGCAGGUGGGCACGACGCAGGACUACGCCACUGACAAUUGGUUCUGGAACGUCUUCACCGGAGCUCUGAACCACCAGACCACCCACCACCUCUUCCCCGGAGUCAUCCAGGCACAUUACCCACUCAUCACCCCCAUAGUCCGCCAGACGUGCAAGGAGUUCGGCGUCACCUACCACUACGUUGACACCAUCUGGGAGGCCCUCAGUUGCCAUGUCAACCACCUUCGAACUCUCGGACAGACAAAGGAAUCAAAGGAUGAUUGAUCAAUCUUUGUUUUAUAUAUACUUAUGUAUUUUAGACACAGUACUGUAUGUUGUCUGUGUGUAAUACAUAUAUAAUUAUAGCUAGUCCUUGUCAGUAGGAUAAUACUGAUAUUGGUUGUAAAAAUUAUCAUAUUAACAAAACAUUUGCUAUAUACUUUCAAACAAUUUACACAGUGCAUGAACAAUUGAUCUAAUCAGUUCCUUGGCCAAGUCUUUUGAGGAAGUAAACGUGUUUCUUCAUGGCUUCCCAGGCCGAAGGAGUGUGGCGAAACUCGAUGUUGAAUUCUCGACAUGUUUCCCUGACGACACGAGUUACUCCGGGGUAGUGGCAUUGGAGUACCCCGGGGAACAAGUGGUGGGCUAUCUGGUUGUUGAGGGCUCCUGAGGCAAAGUUCCAGAAAUGACUGUCUGUUGCAUAGUCUUGAGACGUAGCCACCUGCAACUCCGCCCAGUCCAUGUCAAUGUAGUUGUUCUUGUCUGGCUCAGGCCAGAUUACGUCAGCAGAAACAUGGGUAAGUUGGGUGAUGAUCACCAGCCAGUACCACGCUAUAAAGUCUCCCAGCAGCACAAAGGUCACCACUAAUGGCAGGGGC